This is a messenger RNA of Medicago truncatula (barrel medic), 1076 nucleotides long. RefSeq names its product short-chain dehydrogenase reductase 3b. Gene Ontology annotation, molecular function: oxidoreductase activity. The transcript is spliced from 2 exons. Bases 64 to 861 code for a protein of 265 amino acids. Lineage: Eukaryota; Viridiplantae; Streptophyta; Magnoliopsida; Fabales; Fabaceae. The record is from RefSeq and is a predicted model, not a curated record.
CAGGAUUAAACAUUGCGAGCAAAAAGGUUCAUAACUCAAAGCAAGGGUAGCGUGAAGUCAUCAAUGUCAAAACAAAGGUUGGAGGGUAAGGUAGCUAUAGUGACUGGGGCAGCAAGUGGAAUAGGAGCAGAAGCAGUAAAGAUAUUUGUGGAAAAUGGAGCAUUUGUAGUCAUAGCAGAUAUCAAUGAUGAAUUGGGUCACCAACUUGCAACUUCAAUUGGGUUAGACAAAGUGAGUUACCACCACUGUGACGUGAGAGAGGAGAAACAAGUUGAGGAAAUUGUUGCUUUCACGUUGGAGAGAUAUGGUACCUUAGACAUCAUGUUCAGCAAUGCUGGUAACGCUGGUCCUUUAUCUAGCAUACUAGAAUUUAACCUAAAUGAAUUUGACAACACCAUGGCUGUGAACAUUCGUGGUGCAGCUGCAACUAUCAAGCAUGCUUCACGUGUAAUGGUGGAAAGAAAAAUACGAGGAUCAAUAAUUUGCACAGCCAGUGUAGCUGGUUUUGUUGGUAGAUGUGCAGGACAUGAUUAUACAGCAUCAAAACAUGGUCUUAUAGGCCUUGUUAGGUCAGCAUGCGGUGAGCUUGGAGCUUAUGGAAUCAGAGUCAAUUCAAUCUCACCCUAUGCUGUUGCUACACCUCUUGCAUGUAGAGCACUGGACAUGGUGCCGAGUGAAGUUGAAGCUGUUGGCCUUGAUUAUGCUAAUUUGCAGGGAAUUACAUUGAAGGCUGCUCAUAUUGCAGAGACUGCUUUGUUUCUUGCAUCUGAUGAAUCUGCUUAUAUUAGUGGACACAACUUGGUCGUUGAUGGAGGCUUCUCAGUCAUUAACCGGUGUCUUCCUAGUAUUAAAAAACAAUAACUCAUCGUUAUCUUUCUACCACUUUCUCUAUCAUUCACUCUUUUAUUUGUUGAAGCUCAUGUGCGUUUGUAUUCUCAUUUUAUAUGAGAUUUAUUUUCUAAGUGUGAAACUUACAUAUAUUUUCAUGGAGAAAUAAUGUUAACGAGAGUGUUCAUAACACUCCUUAAAAAAUAAACUAUGUGAUUUGGAAUUAUAAUGAAAUAAACGUUUUUUUA